AUGUCUGCCACUAGUGUUGAACAAGUUACCAAGAAAACUGAAGAUUUAUCCAUUGAUGGCAACAAAAAAACAGUUUUAAAUGCUGCCUCAACUGCUGAUAAGGAAUUUGAAUUGAAACACCCUUUAAACACACAAUGGACUUUGUGGUACACCAAACCUAAAGUUGAUAACACUGAAGAUUGGUCUAGUUUAUUGCGUCCAGUCACUAAACUUUCCACCGUUGAAGAAUUUUGGGGCGUUUACCAAUCCAUCCCAAAAGCCUCUGAAUUACCUUUAAAAUCAGAUUAUCAUUUGUUUCGUAAUGAUAUAAGACCUGAAUGGGAAGAUGAUAAAAAUGCUAAAGGUGGAAAAUGGACUUUCCAAAUAAAUGAUUCUGACAGGGCCUUAUUAGAUGAAUUAUGGUUGAAAGUUGUUUUAAGUGCAAUCGGUGAAACAUUAGAUGAAAACGAUGUGGCCAUUAAUGGUGUUGUUUUCAACAUGAGAAAGAAAGUCGUUAAGCUAGCUAUUUGGACUAAUACUUGCGAUAAAGAAGUUUUGACUAAGAUCGGUUUGAAGUUUAGAGCUAUCAUCGGCGCCAUCCUCAACAACAAAAAGAGCAUCGAAUCCCAAACUGAAGAGGAAAAACAAGGAGAAAAACCAGAACAUCAACCAAUCGAAUUCAAAUUGGAAUUCAUUAAACAUGCUGACUCUGAAAACAGAAAAAUACCACCAUUCAUGAUUUUGUAA
Molecule: messenger RNA, 726 nt
Organism: Saccharomycodes ludwigii
Lineage: Eukaryota; Fungi; Ascomycota; Saccharomycetes; Saccharomycodales; Saccharomycodaceae
Gene: CDC33
Product: translation initiation factor eIF4E
Exons: 1
Coding region: 1-726 (241 amino acids)
Biological process (GO): translational initiation
Cellular component (GO): eukaryotic translation initiation factor 4F complex; cytoplasm
Molecular function (GO): translation initiation factor activity; RNA 7-methylguanosine cap binding
Source: RefSeq, a predicted model, not a curated record